Molecule: messenger RNA, 1060 nt
Organism: Euleptes europaea (tarantolino)
Lineage: Eukaryota; Metazoa; Chordata; Lepidosauria; Squamata; Sphaerodactylidae
Gene: NUDC
Product: nuclear distribution C, dynein complex regulator
Exons: 9
Coding region: 7-1041 (344 amino acids)
Biological process (GO): protein folding
Cellular component (GO): cytoplasm
Source: RefSeq, a predicted model, not a curated record
GCAGCGAUGGGGGCCAGCGGGGAGGAUGCGCCUGACAGCGACGAGCGCUUCGACGGCAUGUUGUUAGCCAUGGCCCAGCAACACCAGGGUGGCGUGCGGGAGCUUGUGAACACCUUCUUCAGCUUCUUGAGGCGCAAAACUGAUUUCUUCAUUGGAGGAGAAGAUGGUGCUGCAGAGAAGUUAAUCACAGAGACGUUCAGCCGCCACAACAAGCUGGCUCAGAAAGCUCAGAAAGAGAAGGCAGCCCGCCAGGAGGCGGAGCAGCGGGAGAAAGCGGAGCGGGCUGCGAAACUCGCCAAAGAAGCAAAGCAGGUAGAAGGUGAUGCUGAGCCAAAGAUUAAGGAGCUCACUGACGAGGAGGCAGAAAGGUUGCAACUGGAAAUUGAUCAGAAAAAAGAGAAGAAAGAAAAUGAAUCCAAGGAUGUCCCUGUAGAAUCAUCUGAGCAUCCAAUGGAAUCUUCAGGGUCCAGCAAACAGGAGACAGAUGAAGAGGAGGAAGAUGAGAAGGACAAAGGCAAACUGAAGCCGAACUCUGGGAACGGGGCAGAUCUUCCACACUAUAGAUGGACACAAACCCUCUCUGAAGUGGAUCUGGCCAUCCCAUUCAAAGUGAACUUCAGGCUGAAGGGGAAGGACUUGAUGGUGGACAUCCAGCGACGGCGUCUGAAGGUGGGGCUGAAAGGCCACCCCCCCAUAAUUGACGGAGACAUGUACAAUGAGGUGAAGGUGGAGGAGAGUUCUUGGCUGAUUGAGGAUGGGAAAAUAGUCACUGUACACUUGGAGAAGAUCAACAAGAUGGAAUGGUGGAACAAGUUAGUCCAAACAGACCCAGAGAUCAACACCAAGAAGAUUAACCCGGAGAACUCCAAACUGUCAGACCUGGACGGCGAGACUCGCAGCAUGGUGGAGAAAAUGAUGUACGAUCAACGGCAGAAAUCAAUGGGGCUUCCCACAUCUGAUGAGCAGAAGAAGCAGGACAUAUUGAAAAAAUUCAUGGAACAGCAUCCAGAAAUGGAUUUCUCAAAAGCAAAAUUCAACUGAGAUGAUCGUCCCCUCUCAC